This is a messenger RNA of Corvus hawaiiensis (hawaiian crow), 1930 nucleotides long. RefSeq names its product EGF-containing fibulin-like extracellular matrix protein 2. The coding region runs from base 118 to 1548 and encodes 476 amino acids. The record is from RefSeq and is a predicted model, not a curated record. NCBI's taxonomy places the organism in Eukaryota, Metazoa, Chordata, Aves, Passeriformes, Corvidae. The transcript is spliced from 11 exons. Gene Ontology annotation, molecular function: calcium ion binding.
CUUACCUCCACUCCUUCCACGGCGGGGCCCCCCCCUCGAAACGCCCCUCCCCCACAGCGACGCCCCUUCCUCCCCCAACCCCGGAGGGGGCUUUGGUAGGGGAGGGGCGUCCCGGGGAUGGAGGGGGGGGGCUGCCAGGAGGGGGCUGGGCCCCUCCGGCGGGUCACAGAGUUUGGGGUGACGCCCCCUGACCCCCUCAGCGCCAUGGGCCCCCCCUCGCUGCUCCUCCUCCUCUUCCUCAGCGCCACCGUGGCCCCCGCGGCCCCCCCGGACCUGGAGGAGCCCGAGGAUUAUGCGGAGUGCAGCGAUGGGUACGAGUGGGACCCCGAAACCGAGCACUGCAAAGACGUGGACGAGUGCGCGGGGGCGGGGCCGCCGCCGUGCCGGGGAUCCAUGAAGUGCCUGAACCAUUUCGGGGGGUACCUGUGCCUGCCGCGCUCGGCCGCGCUGCUCAGCCCCGGCCCCGGCCCCGGCCCCGGCCCCGGCCCCCCGGCCCCCGACGGCCGCUGCCCGCCCGGAUUCGGCCCCGCCCCCGACGGCACCUGCGCAGACGUGGACGAGUGCGCAGGGCCCCCCCCGUGCCGGCCCAGCCAGGACUGCAUCAACCUCCCGGGGGGCUUUGAGUGCCGCUGCCCCCCUGGCUACCGACACUGGCGCACCGAGUGCGUGGAUGAGGACGAGUGCCAGUUCCGCUGGUGCCAGCACAGCUGCGCCAACUCCCCUGGAGCCUUCGCCUGUCGCUGCCACCCCGGGUUCAGCCUCGGCCCUGACGGCCGCUCCUGCCUUGACGUGGACGAGUGCUCCAUGGGCGCCCGCUGCUCCCAGCACUGCCUCAACACCUUCGGCUCCUUCCGCUGCCGCUGCCGCCCCGGCUUUGCACUGGGCGCUGACGGGCACGAGUGCCACGAUGUGGACGAGUGCCAGGCGGGGGUCCCGUGCCAGCACCGCUGCCAGAAUCUCCCAGGGGGCUUUAGCUGCCUCUGCCCCCCUGGCUACGCUGAGGACAGGGGGCUGUGCCGGGAUCGGGACGAGUGCACUGAGGGCUCCCACGACUGCAGGGGGGCCCAGAGCUGCCUCAACACUUUUGGGGGGCACCUCUGUGUCCCCCGCGAGCUCUGCCGGGGACCCUACACAUCUCACCCCCGCAGCAACGGGACCUGCGUGUGCCCCGAGGGUGUCCCCGGCUGCGCCCCCCGCCCCCGUUGGCUCCUCCAUCGUUUCCUGGCCAUUCCCCAAAUUCCCGAUGUUCCCACUGGGAUUUUCCAGCUCCAGCACCCCCCGGGGGACCCCCAAAGGCUGCGGCUGCGGGGAGGCCCCCCUGGCACCUUUCGCCUGCGGGCGCUGACCAAUCACAGCUCGCUGCUGGAGCUCACGCGCCCCCUGGCGGGCCCGCGGCAGCUGCUGCUGGAGCUGGAGCUCCUCCCACGCGGGCCCCGCCCCCCGCCCGCCGAGACCACGCCCACCAGCGCUUGGGACCCGCCCCCUCCGCGUGGGCGCGGCCUGGCCUUGCUCCGCCUCCACCUGGCAGUAGGGGCCCACCCAUUCUAGGGGGUGAAACUCCCAAACUCCCCCCAGGACCCCCAAAACUCCACCGGGAACCCCCAAAACACCUCCGGGAGCCCCAACUGUGCCCUGGGGCCUCCAAACCCACCUGGGACUCCCCAACCCCCCCUGGGACCUCCGAUUUCCCCCAGGUCUUUUCCAGGACCCCCUGAAGAACCCUCUGGGACCCUCCAAGGACCCCAAGCCCCCCCCCCGGGCCUGCCCCAAACCAUCCCUGGGACAGCCCUCACCCUACCUGGGAUCCCAAAAUUUCUCCCUUGGGAGCCCCAGCUUCCCCCAAAGGAUCCCCCAAACCAUCCCCAUGACCCCCCAAAGAAACCCCCGGGACCCCCAGUGUGGGGGCAAACAAUGAGCGUCUUAGUGCUGA